AUGACGAAAGUGACCACCCCUGAGAGACCAAUAGAUGAGUGGGCGGAUGACGUCAAACCGAGCUUUGUCAUCCAGGGACUGAUGGACUCUUUUGGCCCCGGAUGUAAAGUUGUCACACUGGAGACGGAAUUACCUGCAUUAAAGUCCCAGCUGUUGAAAAAGAAGGAAACUAUUUCGAAGAAGCAAAUCCAAAUGGAAGCAAAAGUUAAUGCUGUUAAAGUGAACGUCGUUUCUGAAAAAGAUCGAUAUGCAAGGAUGGAACAUGACAUAAAGUCUUUUGGUAACAACGCGAGAGAAAAGAUAACUCUCAUAGUAAAUAAACUUCUAGAUGAACUGAAAGAAGUUUCUGAAAAGCACAUUGAACAACUGACAGCCGACCUAAAGUCGGGUGAAAUAUCAGUACAGAUGUACCGACAGCAGGCUGAGCUGAUAGACCAGAUUCUACAAUCUGAGUGUGACAUGGACGUGUAUGAGAUGUAUCAGGGAUGUGAGGCCGGUGAUGUGGAUGCUGUUGGAGACGUAGACGUGAAGAAGAGGGGGAGAAUAGCCAGGAUCAUGUUGAGACAGAACCAAGACAUGUAG
This is a messenger RNA of Haliotis rubra (blacklip abalone), 582 nucleotides long. RefSeq lists its product as uncharacterized. The record is from RefSeq and is a predicted model, not a curated record. Bases 1 to 582 code for a protein of 193 amino acids. NCBI's taxonomy places the organism in Eukaryota, Metazoa, Mollusca, Gastropoda, Lepetellida, Haliotidae. The transcript has 2 exons.